AUGAAAAGAUCUAACUUGCCCAUAAAAGCUUUACUCGUACUUGACAAUGCUCCAGGCCACCCAAACGAACAAGAACUUAAAUCAAGUGAUGGGAAUAUCCAAACCAUCUUCUUACCAUCAAACUGCACACCUUUACUGCAGCCGAUGGAUCAAAACGUUAUCCAAAAAAUAAAGUCUUUGUAUAAAAAUAAAUUGCUGAUCCAUAUUAUAUCUCAGGAUGGUGAUAUAACGCAGAGCCUUAAAGGAAUGAAUUUGAAGGAUGUUGUAUUCUCUCUCGCUCAUGCUUGGAAGUCUGUUUCAUCUAACUUAAUCCAAUCUUCAUGGAAAAAGUUAUGGCCCACAAUGAAUGAUGUAUCAGAAACAGAAGAAACAGAUGAAUGGGAUCCUGAAGAUAAUAUGCCUAUUGUCGAUUGGUUAAAAAAUCUAUCAGAAAAAGGAUUGGAGACAAGUGAGGAAAAUUUAAAUUCUUGGUUUGAAGGAAUCGAAGAAACAGAGCAAAUUAUGACAGAUGAAGAAAUAAUAUCUGAAGCAGUACAAGAAGAAAGCUUUGUAGAAAUAUUAGAGCCACCAACUACUACAACUGCUAUAAGAGUUAAACCAGAUAAUGCAUUGAUGUGUUUCAAUACGUGCAUAACAUGGGCAGAAGAAAACGGCAUGUCUGCCAAAGAUAUUAUAAUUCUUCGCAACAUGCGAGAAAAGGUUUUUAAGCAAGGACUACAAGUUGCACAAAAGCAGACCUCAAUUAAGGAUUAUUUUAAAACUACAUAG
Parnassius apollo (apollo) is the source of this 768-nucleotide messenger RNA. NCBI's taxonomy places the organism in Eukaryota, Metazoa, Arthropoda, Insecta, Lepidoptera, Papilionidae. The record is from the annotation of a GenBank genome assembly.